Ustilaginoidea virens is the source of this 933-nucleotide messenger RNA. RefSeq lists its product as uncharacterized. NCBI's taxonomy places the organism in Eukaryota, Fungi, Ascomycota, Sordariomycetes, Hypocreales, Clavicipitaceae. The record is from RefSeq and is a predicted model, not a curated record. The transcript is spliced from 2 exons. The coding region runs from base 1 to 933 and encodes 310 amino acids. Gene Ontology annotation, cellular component: TRAPPIII protein complex.
AUGAGUCACCAGAACUACCCGCCUCACGAUCCUGUAAAGGAGCCACACUCUGUAUCCGUCAAGGUCCUCAGAUUAUCCCGACCUUCCCUCGUGCAUCAAUACCCAACGUCCGCGCCGCUCGCCGCCGCAAACGCCACCGCCGCUCCUUGCCGCUUCCCGGCCAGCGUGUCCUAUCAAUCCCCGUUUGCCACGAACCCAGACCCCUUCCUGCUCAGCCCCAUCCUCAACCUCCCCGCGUCGUUCGGCUCGGCCUACGUCGGCGAAACCUUCUCCUGCACCCUGUGCGCCAACAACGACGUGGCCGCCUCGGCGGCCAAGCACAUCCGCGACGUGCGCAUCGAGGCGGAGAUGAAGACGCCCGGGCCGGGGACCCCCCACAGGCUCGACCUGGGGGGACGCGCGCAGGGCGGCGGCGGCGGCGUGGACCUGGGCCCCGGCGACACGCUGCAGAAGCUCGUGGCGUUUGACCUCAAGGAGGAAGGGAGCCACGUGCUCGCCGUGACGGUGAGCUACUACGAGGCCACGGAGACGAGCGGGCGCACGAGGACGUUUCGCAAGCUGUACCAGUUCGUGUGCAAGGCGAGCCUGAUUGUGCGGACAAAGGUAGGCCUGCUGGGCGUGGAGGACGGCCGGCUCCGGAGGUGGGUGCUGGAGGCGCAGCUCGAGAACUGCAGCGAGGACGUGAUGCAGCUGGACAGGGUGGUGAUGGAGACGGACAAGGGGCUCGGGUGCGAGGACUGCAACGGCGGGGCGAAGCCGGUCCUGCACCCGGGCGAGGUGGAGCAGGUGUGCUUUGUGGUGCGGGAGCGGGAGGCGAGGAGCGCGCCGGACGGGCGCAUCGUGUUUGGCGUGCUGGGCAUCGGCUGGAGGGGGGAGAUGGGGAAUCGGGGGUUCCUGUCGACGGGGAUGCUGGGCACAAGGGUGGCGGCGUGA